Messenger RNA from Fonsecaea erecta, 1671 nucleotides. RefSeq lists its product as hypothetical. The coding region runs from base 1 to 1671 and encodes 556 amino acids. Lineage: Eukaryota; Fungi; Ascomycota; Eurotiomycetes; Chaetothyriales; Herpotrichiellaceae. The record is from RefSeq and is a predicted model, not a curated record. Gene Ontology annotation, biological process: glycolipid translocation; dolichol-linked oligosaccharide biosynthetic process. The transcript has a single exon. Gene Ontology annotation, cellular component: endoplasmic reticulum membrane.
AUGUCUGGCUCAGAAGUGUCUCAAGCAAAGAGUGGGACGUUCUUGCUCAUCCUGAUCCAGGUAGCUUCCAGAGCGCUCACCUUCAUCGGCAACCAAUUCCUUCUUCGCUUCCUAUCUCCAUCACUGCUGGGGAUCGCCGUGCAGCUCGAACUGGUCUCUGUGACCAGUCUAUACUUUGCUCGCGAGAGCCUUCGCGUGGCUCUGCAACGGCCGCGUCCAUCUACACAGUCGUCAGAUGCCAAUUCUUCUGGAAAGGAAGAGCAAAAGGUGGUGGGAACCGAGACGCAGACUGUCAUCAACCUCUCCCAUCUGGCUGUGCUCCUGGGUCUGGGUAUCUCAACAUUGUUUGGCUUCUCCUAUCUACAGAGUGCCUCAGAUGAAGUCCUCAGCAGUCCUUACUUUGAUGUAUCGUUCCAGUUCUACGCAGGGGCAACCUUGGUCGAACUACUUGCCGAGCCAGCAUUCGUUGUCAUCCAGCAGAAAGCGCUGUACAAGGAGAGGGCACGUGCAGAGACCAGUGCCGCAAUGGCAAGAUGUAUUUCAGCUUGCAUCGUCGCGGUGCUGGGGCAUCGGGAAGGCCUCGCUCCUUCUAUACUUCCCUUUGCUGUGGGCCAGGUAGCAUAUGCCUUCACUCUGCUGGCUCUUUACUUCCUGCCAACGAUAAAACUAUCGAUGACUGAGAAUUUCAGCCUCGCCCCGAAACCGAUACUUUCGCCCUCGUCAGGCCACAUAUACUACUUGAAGCGCUUCCACAGGGAAAUUCUCGCUCUGGCGGCAACAAUGUACAUGCAGUCUAUCUUCAAACUGCUCCUUACGCAAGGCGACGCCCUCAUUAUGAGUUUCUUUUCUACCCUCGCAGACCAAGGCGCCUUCGCUCUGGCCUCUAACUAUGGCGGCUUGUUGGCACGCCUGGUCUUCCAACCUGUGGAGGAGAGUAGUCGAAACACAUUCGGACGACUCCUCUCCCCAUCUCCCUCGAUCAGUGCCAAAGGCGUCCAGCCCUCGGAUUCGCGAAACAAGAUUACCACGAACCAGAACAGCGAUACCCGCCUCGGCCUCUCUUACCUCUUUACAACCAUCCACGUCUACCUUCUUUUUUCUCUGCCUUUGAUCAGCCUCGCGCCAAAUAUCCUCCCUGCCCUCAUUCCCUACGUCCUCUCCCCUCAAUGGCGCACUCCGUCGACAUCUCUCCUCCUAUCAGCCUACUGCUACUACAUCCCGCUCAUGGCGGUGAACGGCAUCCUCGACGCGUUCGUCACAAGCGUCGCAUCCCCGGCACAGUUGCGGAACCAGAGUCUCUGGAUGCUCGUAUUUACGGGGAUUUAUGGGGUGGUGGCAUGGGCUCUAUUGAGGGCGUGGGGAAUGGGCAGCGUUGGCCUCGUGGGCGCGAACAUGGUGAACAUGGGCCUGAGGAUUCUAUGGAGCUUGUGGUUUCUGAGAACCUGGGUCACCCGACGUGAGGACGAGUCUGAGGGAAAGGGACGGGCCAGGACGACGAUGGUCAAGGACAUGGUGCCAGCAAAGGCGAGCAUCGCUGUCACGCUGCUUGUGAUGCUCGGACUGAGAAUGAGAGGCUUCAACACGACAUCAGAUGCGGGAAUGGGGGGAUUGGAUCUCCAGUUCCUUGGUUUCUGGAUCAGCGGCGCGAUAGUUUUGGGUUCUACCAUGUGA